This is a messenger RNA of Raphanus sativus (radish), 979 nucleotides long. RefSeq names its product probable methyltransferase At1g27930. The record is from RefSeq and is a predicted model, not a curated record. NCBI's taxonomy places the organism in Eukaryota, Viridiplantae, Streptophyta, Magnoliopsida, Brassicales, Brassicaceae. The transcript has a single exon. The coding region runs from base 17 to 979 and encodes 320 amino acids. Gene Ontology annotation, biological process: xylan biosynthetic process.
CAUUUGAAGACCUCUGAUGAUAUUGAAAGAAAAAGAGAAUAGAGUAGUAAUAAUGCCUCCACAACUUCAUCAAUCUCCACUUCCUAUUCUCAACCCUCUACUUAGAUCCUCACCUCCUUCCUCCCCUAAACACCAGAGAGAAUCAAAGAUCACCAUGCCAAAAUUCGCUGUUCGUAAACUCGUACCUCUUCUCAUCUUCAUUCUUUCAAGCCUCUAUGUUCUUCGACUCCUCCGGAUCUCUUUAAAGUCUUCAUCCUCUACUUCUCGUUCCCUCUCUUCCACCACAUUUCGGUCCUCAUUCAGUCAGCGGAUCAGUGCUAAUGCGAGCCAGAGCGCUCUCACCGAAAAGGAACUCAAGCUCUUAUCAGACACCGUUACUAGUAGAUCACCUUGCAACGUCCUUGUUUUCGGGGUUGCAACUCAAUACCUCACGUUAUCUUCAAUCAACACCAGAGGCAUUACAGUCUUUCUGGAAGAUGAACAUUCAAAGACAAAAGCUGAAGUAAACCCCAACACCACGAGAAUCUACAGCUUGAAGAACCAUCGCAUGGAAGUCAAGAACGCUUACAAACUGCUCCGACAUGCCCGAGCUAACCCCGCAUGCGCACCUAAUAUGAAUUCUCUACAUCAAGGCUCAUCGGAAUGCAAACUGAGACUGAAGGAUUUGCCACAGGAAGUACACGAUACCAGAUGGGAUGUGAUAGUUGUUGAUGGACCGCGUGGGGAUGACUUAGAGGCGCCAGGUAGGAUGGGGAGUAUAUACACUGCAGCUGUGUUAGCAAGAAAAGGAAGCAGUAACUCAACGACAGAUGUUUUUGUGCAUGAUGUGCAAAGGACUGUUGAGAAGUGGCUCUCCUGGGAAUUCUUGUGCCAGGAGAAUCAGGUUUCAGCUAAAGGAAACUUGUGGAAGUUUCGGAUCAAGGGUCGAUCAAAUGCAUCUAGGUUUUGCUCACCAGAAACAGGCCUGAUCAGAUAUUAG